Molecule: messenger RNA, 2070 nt
Organism: Budorcas taxicolor (takin)
Lineage: Eukaryota; Metazoa; Chordata; Mammalia; Artiodactyla; Bovidae
Gene: NUBP2
Product: NUBP iron-sulfur cluster assembly factor 2, cytosolic
Exons: 7
Coding region: 835-1659 (274 amino acids)
Biological process (GO): iron-sulfur cluster assembly
Cellular component (GO): cytosol
Molecular function (GO): 4 iron, 4 sulfur cluster binding; ATP-dependent FeS chaperone activity; ATP binding
Source: RefSeq, a predicted model, not a curated record
UGCUAGUCGUGGCUCUGGGUUUCAACACACCGUCUUAUUUUGCGGUAUAAAGUUCUCAGAGAUGCGCGCACGUGUCAUUACGGCGCUUAGAAGGAGGUUCUCCGUGAAUAAGGCGUUCUAAGGAGAAACCGAAACGUCACAUUCUCUAUUUUUUGUAGAAGUUUUAUUCUGAUUUUCUAAGCCUUUUUUUUUUUUUUAAUAAAAUCUGCAUGAGACCCAAUGUAUACCUUGGGCACAGCCGGAUUCGCACAGAUUCAAUUCAGUUCAGCUGAGUCAUGUCCGACUCUUUGCGACCCCAUGACUCACAGCACGCCAGGCCUCCCUGUCCAUCACCAACUCCCGGAGUUCACCCAAACUCACGUCCAUCGAGUCAGUGAUGCCAUCCAGCCAUCUCAUUCUCUGUCGUCCCCUUCUCCUUCUGCCCCCAAUCCCUGCCAGCAUCAGAGUCUUUUCCAAUGAGUCAACUCUUCGCAUGAGGUGGCCAAAGUAUUGGAGUUUCAGCUUCAGCAUCAGUCCUUCCAAUGAACACCCAGGACUGAUCUCCUUUAGGAUGAACUGAUUGGAUCUCCUUGCAGUCCAAGGGACUCUCAAGAGUCUUCUCCAACACCACAGUUCAAAAGCAUCAAUUAUUUGGCACUCAGUUUUCUUCACAGUCCAACUCUCACAUCCAUCCAUGACCACUGGAAAAACCAUAGCCUUGUCUAGACAGACAUUAGCCACAGGAUUUUCUAAAAGACUUUGGGUCUGAUAUCUUGAGCACAAAGCGUUUACAAUGCUGGAUUCAUCCAUCCGAUUAUAAAUGUAACAGGAGAGAAAAAUCAGAAGAAGCUUGUUAUGAUACGGGCACACUUGCUACAAGAGCCUGGAAACCUGGCCGGUGUCCGGCACAUCAUCCUUAUCCUCUCAGGAAAGGGGGGCGUCGGGAAGAGCACCAUCUCCACGGAGCUGGCACUGGCCCUGCGCCACGCGGGCAAGAAGGUGGGGAUCCUGGACGUGGACCUGUGUGGCCCCAGCAUCCCCCGCAUGCUCCGGGUACAGGGCAGGGCGGUGCACCAGGGCGACAGUGGCUGGGUGCCCGUCUUUGUGGACCGGGAGCAGAGCAUCUCCCUCAUGUCUGUGGGCUUCCUGCUGGAGCAGCCGGACGAGGCUGUGGUGUGGAGAGGCCCCAAGAAGAAUGCACUGAUAAAGCAGUUUGUGUCUGAUGUGGCCUGGGGGCAGCUGGACUACCUGGUUGUGGACACGCCCCCGGGGACCUCUGAUGAGCACAUGGCCGUGGUGGACGCCCUGCGCCCCUACAGCCCCCUGGGGGCCCUCGUGGUCACCACGCCCCAGGCAGUGUCCGUGGGGGACGUGAGGCGGGAGCUGACCUUCUGCAGGAAGGUGGGGCUGCGGGUGAUCGGGCUCGUGGAGAACAUGAGCGGCUUUGUCUGCCCCCACUGCUCGGAGUGCACCAACAUCUUCUCCAGGGGAGGCGGCGAGGAGCUGGCGAGAUAUGCCGGCGUCCCCUUCCUGGGCUCGGUGCCCCUGGACCCCGAGCUCACGCGAAGCCUGGAGGACGGCCGGGACUUCAUCCAGGACUUUCCCGACAGCCCCGCCUUCCCCGCGCUCUCUUCCAUCGCCCAGAAGAUUCUCAGCCAGACGCCCGCGGGGCUCUCCUGACCGAGAUGGGCUGAGCACUCCUGUGCGCUGUGGGGCUGGAGGUCUGGAGCAGGGGCCCGGCCAGGCCCUGUGUACCGCUCUCCCCACGGGGCCCGCCCUGGAUGUUUGCGGAGCUUCGGCAGCCUCUCAGCUGAGCCGCCAACAGUGAGUGGCUCCACCCGGUCACCCAGGGAUGGCGUGGGCUCCCCGCGCCAUGGCCUGCCCUGCCUGCUGGUGCAGGUCUGUACCCCUGUGGCCCAGAGAGACAGCUGCUCCCGACAGCCAAGUCUCCACGUUGUUCACGCACCCCCACAGAGCUGGUGCGUCUGGAAGCUUGCCUGGCCUGCUGGCCCAGAAUCCCAGUGAAGGAGGUGACACCCAGUAAGGGGUCAAACUUAUAACUCAGAGGAGCUGAAAUAAACGCGUUGCACA